AUGCAAGAUCAUGGAAACUUUAUCAUUCCAUGUUCGAUAGGAGAAAAUUAUGUAGGGAAGGCACUAUAUGACCUUGUCUCAAGUGUGAACUUAAUGCCUAAGUCAAGCUUCGUGAAACUUGGAAUAAGAAAUGCAAGACCCACCUCUGUUAUCUUGCAACUAGCCGAUCGCUCUCAUGUUCAUCCCGAGGGGCAAGUCGAGGAUGUCAUUGUAAAGGUGGACAAUUUUUUGUUUCCAAUAGACUUCCUUAUAUUGGAUUGCGAAGUUGAUGCCACAACACCCAUAAUCUUGGGGAGACCCUUUCUAGCUACCGAACGUAUUCUUAUCGACUAUAAGAAGGGUGAGCUCACCAUGAGAGUAGCCAACCAAUAUGUUAUCGUUAAUGUUUUCCAUACUCUCAAGUACAUGGAUGAGUAUGAAGAAUGCCAAAACAUUUUCAAAGCGGAUUCAUUGAUAGCAGAAGAAGUUGAUCAAAUUUACCAUGACAAUUUCAUUCAGCUGGAAAUUAUGAGAGACUUAUUAAGAAAGAAAGUGUCUAAGUGUCCAAUGACUUUUCUUUGGAGGUGA
Molecule: messenger RNA, 567 nt
Organism: Hibiscus syriacus
Lineage: Eukaryota; Viridiplantae; Streptophyta; Magnoliopsida; Malvales; Malvaceae
Exons: 1
Coding region: 1-567 (188 amino acids)
Source: RefSeq, a predicted model, not a curated record